GACUAGCCUACUGUACUAAAGGAUCUCCGCUGUUUCAUACAUUUGUUUUUGCUGCACUGUAUUAGCCAAGAAAGUAGCCUGGAUGUUGUCCCGACCAAGGAGAUUAAAAAAAUACCCGUCUCACACACCGUCUCCAACAUAAAUCUAUGGAAUUAGGAGUUGGUGCAUAGUUUGUAUCUUAUGUGGCUUGUUAUUUAAGCGUUUAAUUGGCAGUUAUUGUCAUUUUUCCAAGGGGAAGUAAUUUUUCCUCACGCACGUGUUACCUUUUCAUUGCCUAGUUCAUCACUUGAUCGCUCCGUUUGGAGGAAGACCGUGUGUGUAAUGUUAAGAAACUGCGCCGUCUGACGCAAGGACAGGACGGAACUGUGGAACCGCGAUUAUCCUUUUGUGCCGGAGCUUCCUGGAGGAAACCCUUCCACGACUUUGGGAAUAAUGUGAAACGCUGUUGAAUUUCUGUACUGUGUUUUUUUUGGGGACAUCAAACGGUCUAGGAAACGAUGGCGAGUAUUUUGAUUAACGCGUGCCUUGCACUGGUUUUACUUGGAUUUUUCGUGUUCACACUGCCUUCAGUUACGGCUGAGACAGAGGAAGAUGUUGAAGAGGAGAGGUCUUGUCAAGGCGCUUUCGACUUGUACUUUGUCCUCGACAAAUCUGGAAGUGUCAAAAAUCACUGGGGAGAGAUCUAUUCCUUUGUUGAACAUCUGGCAGAGAAAUUUAUAAGCCCAAUGCUCCGGAUGUCCUUCAUCGUCUUCUCAUCUCGAGGAACCACCAUCAUGAAGCUGACGGAGAACAGGGAUGAAAUAAGGAAAGGACUGAAUUCUUUGUAUAAUGAGAAACCAGGGGGCGACACCUUUAUGCACCUGGGGCUUGAAAAGGCAAAUGAGCAAAUAUUCUACGAGAACUACGGGACGGCGAGCGUCAUCAUCGCGCUGACAGACGGCGAGCUGAACCCGCAGCAGUUUGAGACGGCGCAAAUGGAGGCGGAGAGAGCCAGGUCCCUGGGCGCCAUCGUGUACUGUGUUGGAGUCAAAGACUUCAACGAGACGCAGCUGGCCACCAUUGCCGACACCAUCGAGCACGUGUUCCCCGUCAUGGGGGGCUUCCAGGCGCUGAGGGGGAUGAUCGACUCCAUCAUAAAGAAGUCCUGCAUCGAGAUAUUAGCUGCUGAACCGUCGAGUGUCUGCGCAGGAGAGUCAUUUCAAGUGGUGGUGAGAGGGAACGGGUUUUUACACGCCAGAAAUAUCGACCAGGUCUUGUGCAGUUUCAAAGUCAACGACACCAUCACCAUAAACGAGAAACCUGCGGACAUUGAAGACACCUAUCUGCUAUGCCCUGCGCCAGUCAUAGACGAAGUCGGGAAGGUGGUCUACCUACAAGUGAGCAUGAAUGAAGGACUAUCGUUCAUCACAAGCUCUGUACACAUCACCACCACCGAAUGUUUUGAUGGUACAAUCCUCCUGAUCACCCUGCUGAUCCUCCUGCUGUUGUUGGCCCUUGCGCUGAUGUGGUGGUUUUGGCCGCUGUGCUGCACCGUGGUGAUCAAAGAACCCCCACCGCCUCCUCCCCCAGAGCCGGAGUCUGACGACGAGGAUGGGAUGCCAAAAAAGAAGUGGCCGACCGUGGAUGCAUCGUACUACGGGGGCCGAGGCGUUGGGGGCAUUAAAAGGAUGGAGGUGCGCUGGGGUGGGAAGGGCUCCACAGAAGAGGGGGCGAAGCUGGAGAAGCCCAAGAACGCGGUGGUGAAGAUGCCGGAGCAGGAAUUUGAGCCUUACGAGCCCAAACCCAGGAAGCACGGCUGCCGGAGGAGAACCACUGAGAGGAGGUGGUACACGCCCAUCCAGGGCAAGCUGGACGCUCUUUGGGCUCUGUUUCGCCGUGGGUAUGACCAGGUGUCCCUAAUGAGGCCACAACCUGGGGAUCAGGGUCGAUGUAUCAGCUUUACCAGGGUGAAAGAGGAGGCAGCGAGGACACCCCCGCGCGCCCAAAAACCCCCGCCCCCCCCACCGGACUACACACCGCUGAUCCAGCCGCCCUGCAGAGACCCCCCCUCCCUGAGCCGGCCGCCGCCUGGGCCACCCCCGGUUCGCACCCCGCCGGGCCUCCCCGGACCCCCGCCCUCACGGCCCCCUCCCUCCCUAUAGAACCAGCCCUAAGAACAAUCAAGGGCCCCCCCAAAUUCAAGGCCCUGCACUCCUCUCCAAAAAUAGCAGCUAUGGCCAAAAAAAAAUUAAGAAACACAUGAAAUAUAAUAUUUAUUCAAUACCAUGGCUGCUCCCAAGAACUACUAGGAUUGUUGCUGGACAGCAAAGAAAUUAAUUGUUUAAAAAAAAUUUUUUUAAAAGACAACUACUGAAUAUCCACCAAAACGUUUAGGAUAAGGUCAGAUUAGAUUUGUCUUUCAGAUUUGAUUUUUUGUCUUUGGUCUUUACAAAGAUGUGAGAACUGCUGGAAUAAUUUGCCCUUUAACAAGCAGUUGCAAGAAGUCCCAUUUUGUUAAAUGGGUGUUAAAUUGGGGCUGUUUGCUAGCUGUCCCCUUCCCCCUUCUCUGAAUUUAAUAAGUUCUAGUCCAGUAACUGUUUCUUCUUUUUUUUAAAUAUUCUUUCAUUUUUGAACUGGUUAUGUGAACCAGCUAUGUCAAACUAGUUGUAUUGGCAAAUGGCAGAAAAACGAUCAACUAUUGCUUGUACGUGAGGCCGGUUUAUGUAAAGAUUGUGAACAGGAGACCCACAGAUCUUGGAUCGUGAAUUAAUUUCUGUUCAAGCAACAAGUUGGCAGUGAAGCUUUUGGGACGUCCUGAGAACUACUUUUGUUUCGCUGAAGGGAGACUGAAAUGAAUGAACUUAAUGUACAUUUUUUUUUACAGAGAGCUUUUGAAAGGACAAAGGAACGUUUGUGACAGAGUGUAGGAUUCGUCUGGCCGGUUCAUAAGGAAUGCUGUAUCGCCAUAUAAUGUCCAGUUUGUACUUUUUUAGCUUUUAUAGCUUUUUUUUAUUUUACCCCUAUCAGUUAAAACCCAGUAUAGUUAGAAAAAUGCCUCUGGAAACAUUCCACUUUCUACAUCGUUAAAGUAUUUUAUUUUAUAAUGCAGUUCUGAAUAAAAACGAUUCAAUAAACACACUGAAACUGCAGGGCAGUUCAUAACACCUAAUUUAUUAACCCACAGUCUAGAGCCGGGGUGUCCAGACUUAUCCGUAAAAAGGCCGGUGUGGGUGCAGGUUUUUUUUUUUGUUUUAGCCCAGCACUGCAAUCAAGACCUUGAUAAAGGACAAUCAGGUGUUGUAGGGUUGGCCAAAAACAAAAACCUGCACUCACACCGACUCUUUUCGGAUAAAAUUGGCCACCCCUGCUCUAGAAGAAGGUACUUGAAUAUGACAAGGUGUGCUUCUGAGUUCCAGGACACUGUGCGUGUGAUAGCAUUUCAGCUAGCAUCUCUCUACCAGAUAGUACCUUCUGCAACUUCUGCAAAGUUUUUCCAUCGGAUUUUGCUUUGAAUAUGUGGAUCUUUUUCAGCUUCACUUUGUAGCCUACAUCUUGGCACUGCUAAAACAUAUGAGGUGGACAGACUGUCAGAAGAUUGCAUGCAUUGGUUUCACCCCAGCUAACAAAAAAAAAAAAAAAACGUUGCUGCCAUGUUGUGGCAAUGUUAUAACAUUGACAAAACAUUCCAGUA
Molecule: messenger RNA, 3670 nt
Organism: Anguilla anguilla (European eel)
Lineage: Eukaryota; Metazoa; Chordata; Actinopteri; Anguilliformes; Anguillidae
Gene: antxr1d
Product: ANTXR cell adhesion molecule 1d
Exons: 18
Coding region: 498-2141 (547 amino acids)
Cellular component (GO): membrane
Molecular function (GO): signaling receptor activity
Source: RefSeq, a predicted model, not a curated record